Schistosoma turkestanicum is the source of this 1130-nucleotide messenger RNA. Lineage: Eukaryota; Metazoa; Platyhelminthes; Trematoda; Strigeidida; Schistosomatidae. The record is from the annotation of a GenBank genome assembly.
CGUCAAUCGACUGUGGGCGCGGGUGGCUUCUCGAUGGCUAUCCAAGCAGUUAGUUUUUUACAAAUCAAUUAUAUAAUGAUAUUAGUCGCAUAAUGUAUUCAAGUGGGUAUAUUAAAUUGAAGAACUAUCUCUUCACGAAAUCCGAUUCCUGAAGGUCUAUAUUGGAAACACUAUGUUCGACUUUCUAUGCUGUUUUAAUGUUUGUAAAUCGUCCACAGAACUUAAUGAUCUGAGUGAAUUUUUGACGAAAUUGUACGAAGCAGAUGAAAAUGCAUUUCGACCAGGUAUAGAUUACAAACUCAAUUUACAAGCACAUCUGAACGGCGCCAAUUCGUUCAUUGACCUGUCGCCCGAUCCAUUGUUCGAGUUUGUCGAUGAAAGUCUAUUCCAGAACAGACCAACAUUUACAAAGUUCAUUGCACUACUGGACAACUACAAUCCACAAGUUGGUGUCACUGAAAAACCCACAGAACAACAACUGAGAGAAGAGGAUGAUUUUAUCAAAGAAUUACUGAAGACGAAAAUAAUGAAAAUGACUCACGAAUAUCUUGUUAGAAGAGGAAAAAGAAAUAUGAUUGGAGAUUACAAAAAUUUUGGAGAAUACUUGAAGGAGUUGUGGUUCAAACGAUAUAACCGUGGCGCUUUUGAAGAUUCAUCUGCUUUCGAACAUGUGUUUGUUGGCGAACAUAAGACUACGAAAAUGCUUGGAUUACAUAACUGGAUUCAAUUUUAUUUGAAAGAAAAGAAGAAUGAUAUAAAUUAUUUUGGAUGGAAGAAGAACUCAUGUAAUGAACACCUCAUCAGUGUAACAUAUGUCGAUGAAAAUAAAUUUAAGAAACCGAUCGGGACCAUUUUCAUUGGAUCUUCUCCGGAAUUCGACAUUGCUGUUUAUACUGUUAUUAAUGUACUUAGCCAAUCAUUUGAAACUGAUGUACGAAUAGGCGAAUGUAAAGUACGUUUCAUUUGUCAUAAGUUGGAAAACAAUCAAAUGGGUACAUGUCACAUGGAAUAAAUAAACAUGACGAAGAGAAAGAGAGUGAAAUUAUUCAUUAAAUAUUAAAAAAGCGUAUUGUUCUACAACAAUAUUAAUUGUAUAAAACAUUUCAAAUUAUUGUGAAUUCAUUUUGAUA